Messenger RNA from Aegilops tauschii subsp. strangulata, 1244 nucleotides. RefSeq names its product strigolactones hydrolase CXE15. NCBI's taxonomy places the organism in Eukaryota, Viridiplantae, Streptophyta, Magnoliopsida, Poales, Poaceae. Gene Ontology annotation, molecular function: hydrolase activity. The record is from RefSeq and is a predicted model, not a curated record.
AUGGCUCCAAACUGAAUAUAUAGGUGCGCCCUGAGACCGAAGGUUGCACGCUUCACAUUCACUCGAUAGUUCUUUUAACAAUGGCGUUCUCGGCGGAUCCGACCGCACAGCCCUACGUCGUCGAGGACUGCCGCGGGGUGCUGCAGCUUCUCAGCGACGGUACAGUCGUGCGCUCUGCGGCCUUGCCCUUCCCUGUAGACGGCAACGUCGCAUAUAACGACCACGGCCGCGUCGAGUGGCAGGACGCCGUGUACGACGCCGGCCUCGGCCUCGGCCUUCGCAUGUACAAGCCGACGACGAACGCCAGAGAGGAGGGCAAGAAGCUCCCCGUGCUCGUCUACUUCCACGGCGGGGGCUUCUGCAUUGGCUCCUGCACGUGGCCCAACUUCCACGCCGGCUGCCUCCGCCUCGCCGCCGAGCUCCCCGCCGUUGUACUCUCCUUCGACUACCGCCUAGCCCCUGAGCACCGCCUCCCCGCUGCCCACGAGGACGCCGCCGCGGCCCUCCUCUGGCUACAGAACCAGCUCGCUUCCGACCCGUGGCUCGCCGACGCGGCCAACCCACGCAAGGUGUUCGUCUCCGGCGAGUCUGCCGGUGGCAACAUCGCGCACCACCUUGCCCUCCGGUUCGGCAGGGCAGGGCUGGACCCGAUGAGGAUCGAGGGGUACAUCCUGCUCAUGCCGGCAUUCUGCUCAGAGCAGCCGACGCAGUCCGAGCUUGACUCACCGCCGACGGCGUUCCUGACUAGGGAAACCUGCGACAGAUACUGCCGCCUCUUCCUGCCCGCCGGAGCGAACAAGGACCACCCGCUGGUGAACCCGUUCGGGCCGGACAGCCCAAGCCUUGAGACGUUGGACGUCGGCCGCGUGCUCGUCGUGGCCGCGGAGGGCGACCUGCUGAGGGACAAGAACGUGGAGUACGCGGAGCGGCUGAGGGCGGCUCGGGGUAAGGAAAACGAUGGCGUCGAGCUCGUCGUGUUCACCGGCGAGGAGCACGCGUUCUUCGGGGUGAAGCCGAUGUCAGCAGCCACCGGCGAGCUCGUCCGGGUCAUCAGGCGGUUCAUGGCCACGGAGACGGAAGCAGCCUGCUGAGAAGACUGAUCGAGUGGCUGUCGUGCGUGGAGGUUUGUCACUUUUUUUUUUGAAUCGUGGAGGUUAUCAUCUCUGCGUCGUGUCGUCUACAUUUUGUAUGUCCUCCUCUUGUCUCAUGCCCACAAUAAUGGCAACGAUUUGUCACAUUGCCUU